AUGAAGAGGGAAGAGGGAAGAGGGAAGGGGAAAAGUAAGGUAACGGGAACAAGCCGGAGAAAUGAGAAGGGCAAGAAGGAUAAGCAUGGUGAAAUUUGGGUAUAUGAAUUAAUUCCUAGAAUGGCGGACCUGAAUUACUGCAAGGAUGUUGAUCCGACAGCUGUCCCGCGUAUUUUGCAAUGGAGAACUACUACGUCUAUUCCCGAGAUGAGAAAGUUGAACAAUUAUUUUUUCCAGAGCAAAGAGUCAGUUCAGUUGUGGGCGCUACGUCCGAGUGAAAAGAAAAUGAGACAACCAUAUUGGAUUUGGCCACAGGAUCGCCUUACUGUUGUCUCGGAAGAGUCAAUUCCUUCUUCAUGUGCUGACCUUGAUGAGUUGAACAAGGUGGAAGUAAGGAGGGACCUAGCUGUUCUGAAAGAGAGGACGAAUCGUUGUGCCAUCUCACAUCUAUUUAAGGGAUGUGAGGAAGUGGAUGAUAUUGAAUGGGAUGAAGGGCCAAGUAAUAUAAAUGAGGGAGAGGAAAAGGAAGAGGAGGGGAUUGAAGGGGGUGAAGUGCAAAGAAAACCAAGUGAGGUAGAGGAAGCGCAAAGGAAAAGAAGUGAGGGAGAGCAAUUGAAAAUAAAAAGCAGCAAGGGAGAGGAAGAGCAAAGAAAGAGCAGUGAGGGAGAUGAAGUGAAAAUAAAAAGCAGUGAGGGAGAGGAACUGCAAAGAAAGAGCAGUGAGGGAGAGGAUUCGCAAAGAAAAAGAAGGGAGGGCAAGGAAGUGAAAAGACAAAGAAGUGAGGAAAAGGAAGUGCAAAGAAACCAAUGUGAGGAAGAGGAUAAUGAAGUUAUGUUGCUUGGCAAUGACAUUAGCGAGAGCACGGAGGGGACAAAGGUAAAGCUGUGGAACAAGAGGUCCAAUUACGGAAGAGGAAGAGGAUUAUUCCUAUGUGGAAGAUCAUUGAAGCUAGUGAAUUGGUAA
Molecule: messenger RNA, 963 nt
Organism: Prunus armeniaca (apricot)
Lineage: Eukaryota; Viridiplantae; Streptophyta; Magnoliopsida; Rosales; Rosaceae
Source: the annotation of a GenBank genome assembly